Molecule: messenger RNA, 1324 nt
Organism: Pistacia vera
Lineage: Eukaryota; Viridiplantae; Streptophyta; Magnoliopsida; Sapindales; Anacardiaceae
Product: zinc finger protein CONSTANS-LIKE 14-like
Exons: 3
Coding region: 120-1235 (371 amino acids)
Molecular function (GO): zinc ion binding; protein binding
Source: RefSeq, a predicted model, not a curated record
AUUGUAUUUUCCAAGAAUUUUAAUGUGUUGCACGUUCCUUUGAAGCUUAACGCUAUUGAGUUUUUACAUUGUUGAUUGCAGAGGAUUACAGUUUUAGAUCAGAAUUCGCGAGUUUGAUAAUGGUGUCGUGCGAAUUUUGUAACACUAAACCUGCAGUUGUGUACUGCAGGGCUGACUGGGCCAAGCUCUGUUUGUUGUGUGAUUACCAAGUUCACUCGGCUAAUGCUCUCUCCCUGAACCAUUUACGUUCGCAAAUUUGUGAUAAUUGUAGAGCUGAGCCGGUUUCUGUUUGUUGCUUCACUGAAAAUCUCAUGCUUUGUCAAGAUUGUGACUGGGACUCGCAUAGGAAUCACUCCGGGUCGUCUCUGCACGAGCGGUGUUCAGUUGAAGGGUUCUCUGGUUGUCCAUCAGUUACUGAGAUGGCUGCUAUAUUUGGUUUUGAAUUGAAGGCCAAGAGUUUAGAGAAUUUGGGUUCUGGGUUUGGUGCUUAUGAGCAAAAAACGUUCAAUUUGGAUGAUCUUUUGGUCCCGAAACAGAGUUGCUCUGUUUUUAUGAGGUCUGAAAAGUAUAAUCGAGAGGUUUGCGAGCAGUUAGUGGAGAUGUACCGGAGGGAUUUGGAGAGAUUGAAUGGUGAUGGAGCUGAACUAGAGCCGGGAACGCCACCGAAUGGAGGUGAUCAACAGGGGGGGAAUAUGGAAAGUCUUAAAAUGGAAACUAUGGAUGGGGAAGGAUUGCUACAUCAGCAAACAUUUACAUCUCUGUUAAGUUUGGCUCCGAAUGUGGAUUUGAGAGAGUAUUAUGGCUUUUUUGCUGAAAAUGAUCUUAUGUGGGAUUGUCAUCUCGCAUAUCAAGCAGCUCAGAAUCUCUCUAAUCAACCAUUGUCGUGCCACACAUCAACAGAAGAAAGUAAUAAUACACCAAUAAUAGGGCAAUCGAUAUCAUCAGAAUUAAGAGCAGUUGAAUCCGAAACAUGGGAUAGCACUGGACUUUCCCACGUCCUUCAUAACCCUUUUCUGGCCGGAAGUGAAGCUGUAACGGAGGCAAAAUCCAGGGUUGACAUGGACCUUUUAGCACAGAACAGAGGCAAUGCCAUGUUGCGCUAUAAGGAAAAGAAGAAAUAUCGAAGAUAUGAUAAUCACAUCCGUUAUGAGUCAAGGAAGGCGAGGGCAGAUACUAGAAAGCGAGUGAAAGGUCGGUUCGCCAAGUCAGGCGAAACUCCUGCUAUUAAAAUGUGAUAAUUGGGAGUUUCUGAUUGUUGCCGACCUUAUUUUAGUUCAUUGUCUCUAGACUCUCAACUCUUCCCAAAAGUUUAAAUAAAAAAAAA